GACGUAGACAGCACCCAAUUAUCAGGAAGUAGACUUUUUGUCUGUCAGUAUUUUUAUCGAUUGAACAACAUUUCAGGAUGAAAGUCUACGACCUUGUAGCAGCAUUGCUUAGUGUUGCGGAAAAAGGUGCAAACAUAGCACGAAUUAUUCGUUCAGAAUCUUCAUUACUGGAGCUGCUUGUACAGGAGAAGAAGGGAAAACAGAAGAACGAGAGGUUUCUUCAAGACUUUAAAACGCUGGCUGAUGUUCUUGUACAGGAAUUGGUCAAAUUUGAUCUCAAAACUAAGUUUCCAGGAAUGGCGGACAGCAUUCAUGGAGAGGAAAGCACAAAGUUUACCAACACACUAGGGGACACCGUGAGGGUAGAGAUUCAAGACACACCAGAGGAGACCCAGAAUUUGCUCAGGCAAGUCUUAGAUGAAAAUGACACAGCGGCCAGGAUUUUGUCCAAGGCUAUUCAUAUACAGACUGCUGUCAAGGACGCUGGGUUGUUUGCUGAUCAACUUGACCAUGACCUCAUAGUUGAUGACCUUGGAGUCUGGAUUGACCCAAUUGAUUCUACAGGGCAGUACAUACAGGGUGACAUUGGCCAAGAAGAAGCUGGGCUCGUAACGGAGGGCCUACAGUGUGUUUCUGUUCUUAUCGGCGUCUACAGCAAAUCCACAGGACUCCCAAUCAUUGGCGUCAUUAACCAGCCUUUUGCCUGUCUAAACGAUGAUGGAGUAUGGACAGGCUCAGCAGUAUGGGGUGUCAGUAUUGCAGAUCUCAAUUUAAACUCACUUGCCUUAGAAUCCUCGUCAACGAGCGUCCCACCGCAGCCAGAUUCAGACAUUUCAGCGAAACAGACCAUCCUUAUUAGCUCCAUUGAAUCGCAGAACAUUCAAGACAUUCUUGCCAAGAAUUAUAAUUUAAGACACAUAUCUGGCGCAGGAAACAAGUUGCUUGGUUUAAGUUUAGGCAAGGCAGCAGGAUACGUGUUAACACAAAACACCAUUUUCAAAUGGGACUGCUGUGGUCCACAUGCCAUCUUAAGGUCACUGGGAGGUGGAAUUGUUGCAUUUACUGACUUUGAAAGGUUCAGUGUGUCUGAAGAGAUUGAUGUUUGCUUGUUGCCUCAGAUUAUGUAUAAUAGGCCGGACGUUGAAGGUGCAGUAGGGGCACAGAAAUGGUGCAACCACGGAGGGAUUGUGGCUUACACAUCACCCACAUUUCUGAAAGAACUUGUUUCAUUAUUUAGACCUAAAACAUAGAUUGCUUGUCAAAGAGCAAGUAGGAAUUAGAGUUAUCCCUGUCUGUUUUGUUUACAUUCAAUGUAGCAAAGACAUAAAAGGACACAACAGGAAUUAUGUGGAUUGUUUUAGACCAAAUAGGAUAUAUCUAUUGUUGAUUUGUUUGUUUGUUUUAAAUCAGUUAGGACUUUAAUUGUUUUAGAUAUCAUGUUGUGUUGACAUAUGCUGGCCCUAGAUUGUUUAAUGAUCAUAGGUCUUUGCUUGUGAUAAAGUGAUACUCGUAUUUAAAGUCAAUACAUUCACAUGUAAAACAAACAUAAGUUUUGAGUGAUAAACCUUUAACUGCUUACUAAAGUGUCUUUAAAGAGACAGGAGGAAAUGCACUGUUUCUUUGGAAGCAAUUGGACACACACGGUUUUAUUUAUUACAUUAAGGUUGCCUUGUUAAUAAACAAGUAGAACAUCAGUACUCCAGUAUGAUUUUAAGAAAGGUAGGCUACUAGGUCAGAAAGGGCACUGUUUAUGCGCAUCGAAUGAGCCUUAACGGCCCUUUGCAAGGGCUAAAUCCGCUAAUGUUCAAUUCUUAUUGUGUAUGUGUUGUAACUUCUUUCAAUACUAAUAGUUUGCUAGGAAUACCUUAGUGUUCAUCAUUACUUCAGUGUUAGAAUAAUGUUGAUUUAUUAUUUUUAUACUUGUUUCUGAAAAUUGACUCAUAGUUUGUUCUGUUUUCUGUUGUUUCUUAAAAAAAAUGUUGAAAGAUGUGAACAAAAAAUCAGGGCCAGUAUUCAUUAAACCUUUUAACUCAUUUCAUAACUUUCUCCAUCUUUUUAAGUUAAGUUAUAUAUAUUUGUUUGACCCAGAAAUGAAUAUCCAGUUAUAAGUAAGUAUAUCUAAUAUGCUCUGGUCAAGUUUUACAUACAACAGGCAAAAGAUGAUGAGUGGUCGGUCAGAUUGAAAUGAAAACAAGCUACUAAAGAAAACAAAAACUUAUAGUCUUAUUAUCAAUAUCUUGCCUGUUGGUGAUUAUAUUUAUUAGUGUCAACAGGCAAUUUGUUAAGUGUAUUUUGAAUUGCUUGUAAUUUGCAUGUACAUGUAUACAUUUAUACAGAGAAUGUUUAUUGAGGUGAACAUAUAACACCAGGCUCAGUUUCUCAAACAAUCUUUAUUCUUUGCAGACAAUUUGGUAUUAAGUAAAAACAUAAUCCUUUCAGUGUGUUUACUGAGGCUAAAUAGCAUCUAGAUUGGGAUUAAUCAUGAUCAAUUAAUUUCUUUAAUGUUAAGUCGUUAAAGUAUUUUUUUGCUAAUAGAAUUAAGAUUCUAAAGCUUUUUAAAAGAUUUACAAUAUAUUUAUGUGUUCAGUGCAUGUUUUUUUUAUAAUUUAUUUAUAUUUAUUUUAUUAACUUUUCAUGUUAUUUUAUUAUAGUAUAAUGUACAUUCAGUUUUAAAUAAUUCAUCACUUAAAAACUAUGAAAACUAAAGGAUCAUUGUUAACAAUUGUAAAUUCAAUGUUGAUGUAUGUCAUUUAUUGUAAAAUUGUUCUUCUUAUUCAAAUGCAUUUGUUGUAGUUGUUGUUAUUAAAGAAUGUAUAAUUCCUCCUUUCAGCUCGAGAAUUCCCCUUUAAUACUGCAUGGGGGUUACAAAUGGUCUAGCCAUAAUGCACCAAACAAGGGCAGGCAGACCUUGAAGAACUUCAAGCAUCACCAGCAGAAUAAGUAAACUUAUCUGGCUGGUGAGACGAAAUAUUCCUUCACACAAGUAUUACCACCUGUCUAGUUUAAACCAUGUGUCUAAUAUAAUGAUUCUUAUUUUUCAAUUUUGUUUAGUUUUAUAAUGCGAUGACUUGCCUUUGAGGUUUGAUGUGUAAAGAGAGGCAAUUGUACCCAUUUAUUUUAAUGCAAUUCCACAUGAAUCCGUCACAAAACUUCAUGUUUGGCAGUAUAGUCUGUCAAACAAGUCUUUUGUCUUUUUUUAUGCCCUUGAAGGGCAGCAUAAAGUAAUCAGCCCAUCCAUUCACACGGCUUCUAACCAAUAAACAAGUGUGACUUAAAACUUGGUAGACAGGUUGGUCAUUACCAGUAAAUGAACCCUAUUGAUUUUGUCAGUGGGUGACCUUGAGCUGAAAAUCUGUUUCCGAUCAAUAAUGGAAAAACUCCUAGCUAACGGACCUCAACACUUGAACACUACCAGUGGAUGACCCCUCUUAAUAAUUGAUACCAGGAUUUCAAAUUAGUGAAAAUAACCUACUUCAUUUUCUAAAAAAACAACAGUACUAGUAAUAAUGUUCCUUAUUCUCUUUGUGUUUUUAUAUACCAUGUUUUUGUUUUCAAGAUUUUUAUUAAAUUUGAAUCCUGACAAAUUGGUGUUCACAUACAUACAUGCUUAAUAAUACCAAACACUCAUUUAAAGGUACAACAGACACACAUUAACUGCUACUCCAGUUGUCAAUGAUAACUUUCAAAGAUGGAAUAAAAAUGUGUUUAUACUUUCCUCUUUAAAAAUGUAACAGAUAAAUAUUUUUCAAUACUGCUUGGGAAGAUCAUUCUGAAAAUAUUUUGUUUACUCAAUGGUACUUUUGGGGGCAUUUGUCACAUUCCUGUGACACAUCUUGUUUUUAAUGAUAAAAACACACCCAAUAAGCCUUGAUCAGGUCAAAUUGCCAAUUGAAAGAUAAGUUUCAAAAGAGGAGGUUUUUUUGUCUGGGAAAAGAGCGUGUCCAUCUCACUUAUAAAAAUGCCAUGACAAACUGACUUUGUACUUGCCCAUGUUCACUCAGUUCAUAACUCCAGAUGAAAAUCAACAAUGGUCAUUUACUGAUGAGGGAGCAAUAAAUCAUUUAGACUGAGUAACGUGUACUUUAAUCAUUUUAUCAUAUUUUGAAAAAAAUAGUUGUGUAAGCGAUUGUAACAUUUGAACAUAAUAUGAUAAUUUUACCAAUGUUGUUAAUCAUGUUGUUAACUUUAACAAAAUUCUGAACACUUGGCCCAAACAUGAGGUAUGUGAUUACGUAACACAAAUCCCAAACACUGACCAAAACUGGCACCUGUGUUGGGUACUUGUUAACACAGAUUGUUUUGUCACAAGAUUACUGGUAAUGUUUGGUAUUCCGACACUUGGUUAGUCACCAACACUGCCCUAUAAUAUUAUGAAAAUUAUGAGUUUGGAAGUAUAAAGCUUGUGACGGUCUUAUUUUUUGUCAAUGGUGUAUGAUUUUUUAAAGCUUUCGUCCAUUUGUUAAGAAAUUAGAAUUUAAUCAUUGUGAUGUUUAUAUCUUUCUUCAGAAAUAAGACAUAUAUUUUAUUGUAAAGUUUAAAAUUAUCGCCUUUUGUUGUUGGACUAAUAUUAACAGCUAAUUAAUUUUUUUGCUGUGUUCUGUUUUCAGAAUUAAACAUUAGAAAAAUGAAUUGAUGAGAGCUGUUAUUAAUCAAGAAUUGUGACAAUCACUUAUUAUCCUUUUAAUAACCAGUAGGUAUCAUGUUCAAACUCGAUAUAUUAAAUAUUGCUUAGUCAUGUAUUAUUACUUUGUUAUUAUUAUUUUUGAUCUUGUAGUAUUUUAAGACAUUUUGUUUUAUUGUUAUCGUUGUACAAUAUAUUAAAAUACCUAAGAUACCAGU
Molecule: messenger RNA, 4839 nt
Organism: Mya arenaria
Lineage: Eukaryota; Metazoa; Mollusca; Bivalvia; Myida; Myidae
Product: inositol polyphosphate 1-phosphatase-like
Exons: 6
Coding region: 78-1250 (390 amino acids)
Biological process (GO): phosphatidylinositol phosphate biosynthetic process
Molecular function (GO): inositol-1,4-bisphosphate 1-phosphatase activity
Source: RefSeq, a predicted model, not a curated record